Messenger RNA from Iphiclides podalirius (scarce swallowtail), 885 nucleotides. The record is from the annotation of a GenBank genome assembly. NCBI's taxonomy places the organism in Eukaryota, Metazoa, Arthropoda, Insecta, Lepidoptera, Papilionidae.
AUGAGAUCGCGGGGGCGUGGGGGAAGAGUGGUCUCAGCCAGGGCCGUGAUGAGAUCGCGGGGGCGUGGGGGGAAGAGUGGUCUCAGCCAGGGCCGUGAUGAGAUCGCGGGGGCGUGGGGGAAGAGUGGUCUCAGCCAGGGCCGUGAUGAGAUCGCGGGGGCGUGGGGGAAGAGUGGUCUCAGCCAGGGCUGUGAUGGGAUCGCGGGGGCGUGGGGGGGAAGAGUGGUCUCAGCCAGGGCCGUGAUGAGAUCGCGGGGGCGUGGAGGAAGAGUGGUCUCAGCCAGGGCCAGUGGUCUCAGCCAGGGCCGUGAUGAGAUCGCGGGGGCGUGGGGGAAGAGUGGUCUCAGCCAGGGCCGUGAUGAGAUCGCGGGGGCGUGGGGGAAGAGUGGUCUCAGCCAGGGCCGUGAUGAGAUCGCGGGGGCGUGGGGGAAGAGUGGUCUCAGCCAGGGCCGUGAUGAGAUCGCGGGGGCGUGGAGGAAGAGUGGUCUCAGCCAGGGCCGUGACGAGAUCGCGGGGGCGUGGGGGAAGAGUGGUCUCAGCCAGGGCGGUGAUGAGAUCGCGGGGGCGUGGAGGAAGAGUGGUCUCAGCCAGGGCCGUGACGAGAUCGCGGGGGCGUGGGGGAAGAGUGGUCUCAGCCAGGGCCGUGAUGAGAUCGGGGGGGCGGGGGGGAAGAGGGGUCUCAGCCAGGGCCGUGACGAGAUCGCGGGGGCGUGGGGGAAGAGUGGUCUCAGCCAGGGCCGUGAUGAGAUCGCGGGGGCGUGGGGGAAGAGUGGUCUCAGCCAGGGCCGUGACGAGAUCGCGGGGGCGUGGGGGAAGAGUGGUCUCAGCCAGGGCCGUGACGAGAUCGCGGGGGGCGUGGGGGAAGAGUGGUCUCAGCCAGGGCCG